Messenger RNA from Carya illinoinensis, 1770 nucleotides. RefSeq names its product U-box domain-containing protein 21-like. Gene Ontology annotation, biological process: protein ubiquitination. Gene Ontology annotation, molecular function: ubiquitin protein ligase activity. Lineage: Eukaryota; Viridiplantae; Streptophyta; Magnoliopsida; Fagales; Juglandaceae. The transcript is spliced from 2 exons. The record is from RefSeq and is a predicted model, not a curated record. The coding region runs from base 66 to 1436 and encodes 456 amino acids.
UCUUUUCUUAUUUAUUUGGAGGGGUUUGAUCAAGUUGAUCUAUAUACAUAUAUUCCGACGAAACCAUGAGAUUGUUUGAUUUCAUUUUACCAUGUCAAAUUCAAAGAAUGAUCUCUUCGUGGAGACGGCGAAGAGCAGGCCACUGUGCCGGUAAGGAGCAGCCAUGGGGAGAGAACAGAGGCAUGGAGCUGACGAUACCGGGCCAUUUCCGAUGCCCAAUUUCGCUAGACUUGAUGAAAGAUCCGGUCACGUUUUCGACGGGAAUUACGUACGACCGUGAGAGUAUCGAGACGUGGCUCGAUGCCGGGAACCAGACCUGUCCCAUUACAAACCAGGAAUUGAAGAGUCUGGAGCCAAUACCGAAUCAUGCCAUAAGGAAGAUGAUACAAGACUGGUGCGUUGAGAACAGGUCCCAUGGAAUUGAAAGGAUUCCCACGCCUCGGAUUCCCGUGAGUUCGGCGCAGGUUUCAGAACUCCUUCGUAAGAUUACCAUGGCAAGUGAAAGUGAAGACGAAGCUGGGUGCCUGAAGUUGGUGACCAAGCUCAAGGCAUUGGCGAAGGAGAGUGACCGUAACAAGCGGUGCAUUGUGGCCAACACGACAGGCAGUGUUUUGUCGGCUGCAUUUGACACAUUUUCCAAAGUGUCUUUCGACAGAAACGCUACGGUGUUGGAGGAGAUCUUGUCGACUUUAGCAUUACUUUUCCCAUUGGACAGAGAGGCCAAGUCCUUCCUCCAGUCGUCUGCUUCGUUGCAUUGCAUGGCCUGGUUUUUGAAGGGUGCGGAUUUGUCGGGGAGAAAAAAUUCAGUCUUGGCUUUAAAGGAUGUUCUUUCAUCGGAUGAGAGUAGGGUAGAAUCAUUUUCCAAGAUUGAAGGAGCUUUGGAAGCAUUAGUGAAGCUGAUUAAAGAGCCCAUUUGCCGUACUGCAACAAAAGCUUCGUUAAUGGUGAUAUAUCACAUGGUUAGCUGCUCGUUUCCAAAUGAGGCAAUUAUAGAUAGAUUUGUGGAUAUGGGUUUGGUAUCUUUGCUUUUAGAAUUACUUGUUGAUAACGAAAUAAGCAUGUGCGAGAAGGCAGAGGGUGUUCUUGAUGGGAUAUGCAGCAGUGAACGUGGGAGAGAAAAGGCCUACAAUCAUGCUCUGACCAUUCCGGUUUUAGUUAAGAAGAUACUGAGGGUAUCGGAUUUGGCAACCCAGUUCUCGGUGUCCAUCCUUUGGAAGCUGAUCUGCAAGAAUGAAAAGAGGGAAGAGGCAAGUGUUGUUGUUGUUGAAGCACUUCAAGUGGGUGCGUUUCAGAAGCUGCUGUUGCUGUUACAGGUUGGUUGUGCAGAUAGAACAAAGGAGAAGGCCACAGAGUUGUUGAAACUGUUGAAUCUUCACAGGGAUAGGUUGGAGUGUGUUGAGUCUACGGAUUUCAAGGAUCUCAAAAGGCGCUUCUGAAGGACAAGUACCAAUUUUGAAGUAGUUAAUUUAGUGAGAAUACUGGUAAUACGGGCAGCAACCAACUUACACAAUCAAAAUUUGUAUAGGAAUUAAUAUUGGUGGACAGCUCCUGUCCAAACUCAUUUUCUAGUAAAAUGAUUUGUGCAAGUUAGAGCAUACAAAUCAUUUGAAAAAAAAAUGGAAUUCAUUUGACAAAAAAGAAUUUGUAUGCGAUUUGCCCGUCUUAAACCUAUGAGUGACUAAGUCUUGUUUGGUUACGCAAUUCAGAUGAAAUAAGAUGUUUUGUUGAAAGUUGAAUGAAAUAUAGUUAUAAUAUAAUUUCUUACUAUUA